Messenger RNA from Nelumbo nucifera (sacred lotus), 2431 nucleotides. RefSeq names its product Pentatricopeptide repeat (PPR) superfamily protein. The record is from RefSeq and is a predicted model, not a curated record. Gene Ontology annotation, molecular function: protein binding. NCBI's taxonomy places the organism in Eukaryota, Viridiplantae, Streptophyta, Magnoliopsida, Proteales, Nelumbonaceae.
CUCUGAGCCCUAAACCCGUAAGGGUUUUGGGUUUUUGUUCCAAGUUCUAACCAAACAUUAUAAUCAAUAAAAAUUUUAUCUUGACACAGAGCUCCUGCUCCCGCUUCCAUGGCUUUGCUGGAUUCGCCAUUGUCUCAUCUGUCCUAGGGUUUCUUUUCUAGGGUUUACGAUGCUUCCCUGUCAUUGCCAUGAGGAUUCCAGAUCUCAAGCGCAAAUCGGAUCAGCGAAAAAAGAAUGUUCCCAUGAAUGGUUGCGGAGAUUUGAGAGGUUCCAGUAAUGGCGUCGCGUUCCAGAUGACCAUCCUGUUUUUGUCCACUUCUCGCUUCAGGGUUCGAGCCUCCGAGACUUUCAUCGCCCGCUUGCACGAUCACGCCUUCCGGGGUCCUCAUCGUCCAAAGCUCUUGUUCGACGUCGAGGUCAUCCGAGACCAUCCCGAAGCUUGGGUCGUCAAGGUUAUCUGUACUCUCUGCGUGCGCUCGUCGUCGUUGGACACCUGCUUGGAUUAUUUCAGUAAAAAUUUGAAUCCGUCGAUUGCUUACGAAGUCAUCAAGCGCUUAAGAAAUCCAAAUUUGUCUCUCAAACUGUUCGAGUUCAGUAGAGUUAAGUUGGAGAUCAGGCAUUCUGUCAGAACUUACAAUUUUCUUGUGAAGUCACUCUCUGAGAUGGGGCUCCAUGAUGCAGCGAAAGUGGUGUUUGAUUGCAUGAGAAACGAUGGGCAUUUGCCCGACAGUUCAAUUUUGGCGUUCUUGUUAUCUUCUUGUGCCCGAGCGGGUAAGUUAGAUAUCACAAAGUCUUUGAUUUCUCAGGUUCUCGGCAAUGGAAUCGAAGUUAAUCCGUUUGUAUAUAAUAACCUGUUGGAGAUUUUGGUUAAGAGCAAUCGGGUACAGGAGGCCGUUUGCCUCUUGAGAGAGCAUUUGAGUUCUUGUUUUCGUCCCGAUACUUGCACAUUUAAUAUUGUUAUCAAAGGCCUCUGCAGAAUAGGAGAAGUAGAUAGGGCUUUUGAGAUUUUUGAUGAUAUGGGGAGUUUUGGUUGCUGCCCUGAUGUUGUUACCUACAAUACACUUAUAAAUGGAUUGUGUAGGGCUAGUGAUGUAGAUAGGGGGCAUCGGUUGUUGAUGGAAAUUCAGUCCAAUAGUAAAUUUUCAUUAGAUGUUGUGACUUACACAUCAUUGAUAAAGGGUUACUGCAAAUUGGGUAAGAUGGAAGAGGCCUCCAAUCUUUAUGAUGAGAUGGUUAGGUCAGGGACAGAGCCCAAUGUGAUUACUUAUAAUACACUUAUUGAUGGAUUUAGUAAGAUUGGCGAGGUGGGGUCAGCAAUGGUCAUGUAUGAGAAGUUGCUUCUUCAGGGAUGUUUUCCUGAUGUGGUUACCUUCACUUCCUUGAUUGAUGCUCACUGUCGAAGUGGGCAGAUCGAUGAGGGUAUUAAGCUUUGGCAUGAAAUGCAAACAAGAAAUAUUUCUCCAAAUGCACAUACUUUUCAUGUCCUCAUUAAUUCUCUGUGCAAAGAAAAUAGACUAAAUGAGGCUCGUGGCCUUUUGAGGCAAUUGAAAUGGACGGAUAUUGUCCCACAAGCGUUUGUCUACAACCCUGUGAUUGAUGGGUUCUGUAAGGCCGGGAAUAUAGAUGAGGCCAAUGCUAUUGUGGCAGAGAUGGAGGAGAAAAGAUGCAAGCUUGAUACAUAUACAUUUACCAUUUUAAUCAUUGGGCAUUGCAUGAAAGGGAAAAUGCAUGAAGCAAUCAACAUUUUCCAUAAGAUGUUGAAUUCUAAUUGUCCCCCUGAUACCAUUACAGUGCAGGCACUAACAUCCUGUCUUUUUAAAGCUGGCAUGCCCAAUGAAGUGCAAAGGAUUUUGGCAAUGUUAUUGGAGAGGGACUUGGAUUUGGGUUUAUCAGUUUCAAGGAAAAUUCCUUCUUUGAAAAAAAAUGUAGAUAUUCCAGUGGCUGCUUGACUGAAAGGUUUACUUAUGAAGUGCCCUUGAAAGGGUGAGUGCUUUUGUGGACCUAAUGGUGUGUCAAGAGCCCCUGACAUUCGCCAGAAUAUGAAGCCAACAUAAAUUAUCUUCAGCCCAUCCUAGCAUUCUACACAGUUGACUUGGAACAGUGAAAGCGGAGAAAUGGAGGUGAAGCUUUUAAAUGAAGGAUUAGUGUUUGGUUUUACGGGGUGAUCUUCCUGCAACAUUUUGCUGCCAGGCCUAAGAUUAAGAUUAAAGGCAUGAGUCCUGGUAUAGGUAGGUGCUCAAAAUUACUUUGGGAAGAUCUACAAAUGAGCUUCUUCCUAUCUAGGUAUUAUUUGCACCCAACUGAAAAUACCCAUGCCUUCUUUAAAUUAAAACUGUCUUAGUAUAAAACGUUGGGAUGCCAUCCCUUGACAAUGUAACUGACGUUCUGAUAUUUAAUACAAUCUCAAUUUUUCUGUGUCGUUUGGCAUGUA